AUGUCCUCUGUUCAAGGAUCAUCAUCUCAACCUGACCCCGAUCCGAAAGCAAGAGCUCUCAGCAGCUACAAGCGAAAAUUGCUGGAACAUCGCGAACUCGAUGCCAAACUCAAAGACAUGCGUCUCGGUUUGCGAACGUUGGAGAAGGAAUAUGACCGUUCAGAAGAGGAUAUCAAGGCACUUCAAAGUGUGGGUCAAGUUAUUGGUGAAGUGCUUAAACAGCUUGACGAUGAACGAUUUAUUGUAAAGAACACAAGUGGUCCUCGUUAUGUGGUGGGAUGCCGAAACACAGUGGAUAAGGAGAAGCUCAAGCAAGGUGCACGUGUGGCACUUGAUAUGACGACCUUGACAAUCAUGCGCAUCUUGCCUCGCGAGGUGGAUCCUCUUGUAUACAACAUGUCUAUGGAAGAUCCUGGUAAUAUCAGUUUUGCUGGUAUUGGUGGUCUAGGUGAACAGAUCCGAGAAUUGAGAGAGGUGAUUGAAUUACCAUUGUUGAAUCCCGAAUUGUUCUUGCGUGUGGGUGUCAAACCUCCCAAGGGUGUCUUGUUAUAUGGUCCUCCUGGUACCGGAAAGACUCUACUUGCCAAGGCAGUAGCCAGCACAUUAUCCGUGAACUUUUUGAAGGUGGUAUCCAGUGCCAUUGUUGACAAGUAUAUUGGUGAAAGUGCACGAUUAAUUCGUGAAAUGUUUGGUUAUGCCAAGGAACAUGAGCCCUGCAUUAUCUUUAUGGAUGAAAUUGAUGCUAUUGGUGGUCGAAGAUUUUCAGAGGGUACUUCAGCAGAUCGUGAAAUUCAACGUACAUUGAUGGAGUUGCUCAAUCAAAUGGAUGGUUUCGACUAUCUUGGCCAGACCAAGUUGAUCAUGGCUACCAACCGCCCCGAUACUUUGGAUCCUGCACUUUUGCGGCCGGGUCGUCUGGAUAGAAAAAUCGAGAUCCCCUUACCAAAUGAACAAGGUCGAAUGGAGAUUCUCAAGAUUCAUGCCGGCAACAUUACAAAACAUGGUGACAUAGACUAUGAGGCCAUUGUUAAGUUGUCAGACGGCUUCAACGGUGCUGAUCUGCGGAAUGUGUGUACAGAAGCAGGCAUGUUUGCUAUUCGAGAAGAACGUGAUUACUGUAUCCAAGAAGAUUUCAUGAAGGCUGUUCGCAAGAUGGCAGAUGCAAAGAAAUUGGAAACCAAGUUGGAUUAUGAGAAGAUCUAG
Lichtheimia ornata is the source of this 1203-nucleotide messenger RNA. Its product is annotated as 26S protease regulatory subunit 10B. Gene Ontology annotation, cellular component: proteasome regulatory particle, base subcomplex; cytosolic proteasome complex. Gene Ontology annotation, molecular function: ATP binding; proteasome-activating activity; ATP hydrolysis activity. Bases 1 to 1203 code for a protein of 400 amino acids. Gene Ontology annotation, biological process: positive regulation of RNA polymerase II transcription preinitiation complex assembly. Lineage: Eukaryota; Fungi; Mucoromycota; Mucoromycetes; Mucorales; Lichtheimiaceae. The record is from RefSeq and is a predicted model, not a curated record. The transcript is spliced from 8 exons.